Molecule: messenger RNA, 2668 nt
Organism: Owenia fusiformis
Lineage: Eukaryota; Metazoa; Annelida; Polychaeta; Sabellida; Oweniidae
Source: the annotation of a GenBank genome assembly
CGUCAGUUACCAUGUUUUUAUGAAGAAACAGUCACUUGUAAAAGUUUUAUCAAUUUUAUCUUGUACUCCUCGCUCUGAACGAAACACAAGAGAAUAAGUUUGAACAAAGUUAUCCCGGGGAUUCAAUGAGAUAGUUUUAAGAUGAUCGCAAGGCAUGAAUAAUGAAUGGAAUUUGAUUAUAUCACUGAUACAAAACUUAGACAUGUCAAAAAUAUUACUGUUCAAGUCUAAAUGUCUCUAAGCUUGCUUUUAAUGAUUAUGUUUUGCGAACUUGUGGCAUCUAUGUUUUUGUUGCGUUUGCUUUUAUAGUGUAGCUUGAUUUCCGGUUCUAAAAUUUUGUUUUUUCGGCACCAGGUUCUUUUACAUUUUAACUGUAAGUUGAGAAUCUAACUGCAUGAUGGACGACUUCAAAUUAAAGGCAUUGGAGCUUCAAGGGAUGAUGGGAACCGUACUGCCUGUUCAUUAUAUUGGGGUGGUUGAAAUCAUUGAGACUCUACUUCAAGCUCUCAUCCUCAACAUAUCCAAUGGCAGAGUGGAGAAGCUUGGGAUCAAUCUGCUUGAAGUAUUACACAACACUCUGGACCAGAGCAAUGAAGAUUAUCUCCUCUCACAUGUCAAGAAAGAACAGAUAACCAAUGACUCUAUGGAUGAGUAUGGUAACAUACAGACAACCCCUAAUGAAAAUUUGGAAAUUUUAAAAUCAUUUUGCUCAAUGACAGCUGACGAUCUGUCAAAGUCUCAACAGGAAAAACUUGCCGAAGAUCACAUCCAUCAAUCAAUUGAUGACACUAGUACUGAUCAAGCUGAAAUAGUUAAUGCUAACCACAUGAGUCUAACAACAGAACCUUUGAAAAUCACCAUCUCUCCAAAGAAACCCAGAAAGAAAAGGACAUUGAUCAAGAAAAAAGAAACAUCAGACAAUGAGGUUACAAGUACAAAACGUAAAAGGAAAUCCAAAAAGCAAACCCCCAUCAAAAUAAAAUUGAAAGAUGAGGAUUUGUCCAAUCAAGAGGAUGACGAAGAAGAUCUUGAUGAAACUGUGGAUAAUAAUACGGAUGUGUCUUUCAGUGUUGAAUACCCUUUAGAUAAGAAGUUUAUGUGUAUGUUAUGCAGAGAAACAGAAUGUAGAUUUUCAACAAUUGGUGCAUUGUCAGUCCAUAUAAAAGUAGAGCAUGCUGUUGAUGAGGAAAGGCUAAACUGUUUUGAUUGCUCAUUUAUCUCUCAAUGCACGUCCCACCAGGAGUCAAAGAUGCCUUAUUUCGCUGCUUAUCUGAUGCUGAUAAAGCACAUGCGUGAUGAACACAAAUUAGCUGUUCCUGAUGAUGUUUUCUUGGAAAACUGCCCAGAGUGUCCAUACAUUCCUUUUACACUUCGCGACCUUCAAAAACACAACCAACUGAUCCAUCUUAACAACCUGCAUGGACUAAGAAAUGUUAAAAGCUACAAGUGCUUUCUCUGUGAACCCACAAAAGAACAAAACUUUGAUGACCAAAAACAGUUUCAUAAUCAUGUUCGGGCAGAUCACACAAAAACUGUAGAUUUAUUGACUGGUAAAAGGGAGAUGAAGUGUCCAUAUUGUGAUUUCAGUCAAGUUCAGAAUCAGGUGAAGGACAAGAAAGUGCUGAAGAACCCAAGGAUUCUGAAUAUUCGCCUCAUAAGAAUGGCCAUUCACAUGACGAAGGCGCACAAUCUAGAACAACCAGAAUACAUCCCAAUGUUUAAGUGCGACCAAUGCGAAUAUCAAACAAACUUAUUCAGAAAUCUUAAGCUUCAUAAGAGACUGUGUAAAACCAAACAAUUCAGACCACGAUCUGUAUGCGAGAUAUGUGGCAACAGUGUUCUUAAAGCAAAUAUGAACGCUCACAUAAAAAAUAAACACACAUUAGGGGACAUAAAACCCCACCAGUGCCCAGACUGUGGUGAGCUGUAUAAACACAAAAUAACAUUAACCCAACAUAUUCAACGCAAACACAUGGGAAUGGAUGAUGACGUCCACAUGUGCACUAUCUGUGCCCAUACUGUGAAAUCACGCGCGUCCCUCGACCAGCAUAUGCUUCAUUCCCACAACACAGUGACGUCAAAAAGAGAGGCGUUGAGUUGUCAACACUGUGAUAAUUACAAGACGUACAGCAAGAGUAAGCUGCAGAUUCAUAUUCUGAGACACCACAAUUCUAAUGAAAGGACGUAUCAGUGCCCUGAAUGUCAGAAGUUCUAUAAAACAACAGCGGACUUGAACUACCAUAUCAAACGCUACCACAAGAACAGAGGUACAUUUCCCUGCCCACAAUGCCCCUACGUGUCACACCUAAAACUUUACUUGGACAGACAUAUGCAGAUUCAUGAUGGGACAAAACAUCCUUGCCCAAUUUGUGACUAUUCCACAACAUUUCGUGAAAACCUCACAAAACACAUCAAGAAUGUCCAUAAAGUCAGUACGGUUGGAAUGAUGAAGAAAGAUGCCCUCACAAGCCCCUCAAUUAAACUUGGACAGAGUUUUGAAAUGCAGGACACGUCAAUGAACUUUGAUCAUAAUGCCAGAUUGAAGUUAAACCCAAAAGUGGAGAACCAGAGAGGAAGUUAUGUGGACUCUUUACUCCCCAAUAUGGAACAAGCAAAACCUGUAAACUUGACCUCUUAUUCUCAUGAAUUGCAUAAUUCCACCAUUUGA